Messenger RNA from Funneliformis caledonium, 244 nucleotides. Lineage: Eukaryota; Fungi; Glomeromycota; Glomeromycetes; Glomerales; Glomeraceae. The record is from the annotation of a GenBank genome assembly.
GGAAGGCCACAUAGCUAGAUAUUGCUCUCAACUUCGUCAACAACCAAGAGAAACUAAUAGAAGAUCUCAAGAAUAUUAUGAAGAAGGCGAAUAUGAAGUCUAUCUUAAUACUAGGUCUGGACCUUACCUAAAGAAUGCUGUGUCAAAAAAUAAACGAAGACCAGUAAAGUUUCAAAAUCCACCCAAAAUAACUGUUGAAGAAUUAGAAAUGAAAGAACCAACACCAGAACCUGUGGUCGAACCA